Messenger RNA from Bufo gargarizans (Asiatic toad), 1785 nucleotides. Its product is annotated as proline-rich extensin-like protein EPR1. The transcript is spliced from 3 exons. The coding region runs from base 1 to 1785 and encodes 594 amino acids. NCBI's taxonomy places the organism in Eukaryota, Metazoa, Chordata, Amphibia, Anura, Bufonidae. The record is from RefSeq and is a predicted model, not a curated record.
AUGGAACCAGUGUUCCCGCCAUUUCUUCAAAGUGUCCAAGGAGCCGCUUUUCAACAGGACAACCCCAGGUCACAUAUCGCUCGUUCUACUCCAGACCUGGCUCCAGUCAUUAACCGUCCACCCUACAGUCCAGACCUGGCUCCAGUCAUUAACCGUCCACCCUACAGUCCAGUCCUGCCUCCACCCUACAAUCCAGACCUGGCUCCAGUCAUUAACCGUCCACACUACAGUCCAGACCUGGCUCCAGUCAUUAACCGUCCACCCUACAGUCCAGACCUGGCUCCAGUCAUUAACCGUCCACCGUACAGUCCAGACCUGGCUCCAGUCAUUGACCGUCCACCCUACAGUCCAGACCUGGCUCCAGUCAUUAACCGUCCACCCUACAGUCCAGUCCUGCCUCCACCCUACAAUCCAGACCUGGCUCCAGUCAUUAACCGUCCACCCUACAGUCCAGACCUGGCUCCAGUCAUUAACCGUCCACCGUACAGUCCAGACCUGGCUCCAGUCAUUAACCGUCUACCCUACAGUCCAGACCUGGCUCCAGUCAUUAACCGUCCACCCUACAGUCCAGACCUGGCUCCAGUCAUUAACCGUCCACCCUACAGUCCAGACCUGGCUCCAGUCAUUAACCGUCCACCGUACAGUCCAGACCUGGCUCCAGUCAUUAACCGUCCACCGUACAGUCCAGACCUGGCUCCAGUCAUUAACCGUCCACCCUACAGUCCAGACCUGGCUCCAGUCAUUAACCGUCCACCCUACAGUCCUACAGUCCAGACCUGGCUCCAUCCAGACCUGGCUCCAGUCAUUAACCGUCCACCCUACAGUCCAGACCUGGCUCCAGUCAUUAACCGUCCACCCUACAGUCCAGACCUGGCUCCAGUCAUUAACCGUCCACCCUACAGUCCAGUCCUGGCUCCAGUCAUUAACCGUCCACCCUACAGUCCAGACCUGGCUCCAGUCAUUAACCGUCCACCCUACAGUCCAGACCUGGCUCCAGUCAUUAACCGUCCACCCUACAGUCCAGACCUGGCCCCAGUCAUUAACCGUCCACCCUACAGUCCAGACCUGCCUCCAGUCAUUGACUGUCCACCCUACAGUCCAGUCCUGGCUCCAGUCAUUGACCGUCCACCCUACAGUCCAGUCCUGGCUCCAGUCAUUGACCGUCCACCCUACAGUCCAGUCCUGGCUCCAGUCAUUGACCGUCCACCCUACAGUCCAGUCCUGGCUCCAGUCAUUGACCGUCCACCCUACAGUCCAGACCUGGCUCCAGUCAUUGACCGUCCACCCUACAGUCCAGACCUGGCUCCAGUCAUUAACCUUCCACCCUACAGUCCAGACCUGGCUCCAGUCAUUGACCGUCCACCCUACAGUCCAGUCCUGGCUCCAGUCAUUGACCGUCCACCCUACAGUCCAGACCUGGCUCCAGUCAUUGACCGUCCACCCUACAGUCCAGACCUGCCUCCAGUCAUUAACCGUCCACCCUACAGUCCAGACCUGGCUCCAGUCAUUAACCGUCCACCCUACAGUCCAGACCUGCCUCCAGUCAUUGACCGUCCACCCUACAGUCCAGACCUGCCUCCAGUCAUUGACCGUCCACCCUACAGUCCAGUCCUGGCUCCAGUCAUUGACCGUCCACCCUACAGUCCAGACCUGGCUCCAGUCAUUGACCGUCCACCCUACAGUCCAGACCUGGCUCCAGUCAUUGACCGUCCACCCUACAGUCCAGUCCUGGCUCCCAGGGCCGGCUGCUAUAGGUCAGGAGUCAGUAACCUCCAGCUGUUGUGA